AUGAAGAAGGUCUUCGGUCAAACUGUCAGAGACCUCAAGAGAGAGGUCAACAAGAAAGUGCUUAAAGUGCCUGGAAUAGAACAGAAGGUUCUAGAUGCUACCAGCAAUGAGCCAUGGGGUCCACAUGGAUCACUUCUUGCUGAUCUUGCGCAAGCUUCGAGAAAUUACCAUGAAUACCAGCUGAUCAUGGGGGUCAUAUGGAAACGCCUUAGCGACACUGGAAAAAACUGGCGGCAUGUCUAUAAGGCUUUGACAGUUUUGGAGUACAUGGUAGGCAAUGGGUCAGAACGUGUUAUAGACGAGAUCAAAGAACGUGCAUAUCAAAUUUCGACAUUGUCCGAUUUUCAGUAUAUUGAUUCCGGUGGUAGAGAUCAAGGAAGCAAUGUUAGGAAGAAAUCACAGAGCCUGGUGGCGUUGGUUAAUGACAAAGAAAGAAUUGCUGAAGUCAGACAGAAGGCUGCUGCUAACAGAGAUAAGUAUCGCAGCUCAGCGCCAGGUGGGAUGUAUAAGCCAUCAGGAGGAUAUGGGGAUAAGUAUGAUUACGGAUCCCGGGAUGAAGAGCGAAGUAGUUAUGGAAGAGAAAAAGAGUAUGGUUACAGGGAUGAUGAUAGAAAUAGUCGUGAUGGAGAUCGUCAUUCUAGAGACUCUGAAGACCGGUAUGGAAGAGAUGGUAACAGGGAGGAUGAUUACAGAGGAAGGAGUAGAAGUGUUGAUAACUACCAACAUGGGUCACGCGGUAUGAGUUCGGACAGAGAACGGGGGUUUGAGGAUGAUGGUCAUGCUUCAUCACGGGGCAGUGGUGCUCGAGGUGAUGAUAAUUCUCAGGAUGGGAGAGGGCAGCUCCAGAGGAAGUUUUCUGAACAAAAUAUUGGUGCUCCACCUAGUUAUGAAGAGGCCGUCAGCGACUCACGGAGCCCUGUAUAUAGUGAAAGGGAUGGUGGGGAGACGCCACAAGUUGCUGCUCCAGGAGCUGCUUCUCCUCCUCCCCCACAAGUUGCUGCUCCAGGUGCAGCUUCUCCUCCUGCUGCAACCAACGCAGACAACAAAGCUGCUGGUUUUGUCAAUGAAACAUUUUCUCAGAAAUUUGAGACUUUUGAUGAAUUUGAUCCACGCGGUGCAUUUUCAGCUGGCCCUCCAGCAUAUGCAUCUACGAAUGGUGUUUCAGCUCCACCAACAGUGGCUUCCACGUCUGCUCCUCCCACCUCAAACAGUGCUGAGAUGGACUUGCUUGGCUCCCUUGCAGACGUAUUUUCGUCAAAUGCAUUGGCCAUUGUCCCAGCUGAUUCUCCCUCUGUUGAAACCAAUGGACAAGCAAAUGCUCCAUCGUUUUCUACAUCUCAGUCACCAGCUCAGUCAUUUGAUGACCCAUUUGGUGACUCUCCUUUCAAAGCCUUCACUUCCACGGACACUGACUCAAACCCACAGCAGAGCUUUGGAGCUCCUUUCCAGCCAACGCCACCAGCCUUCAAAUCAGAGGUCUCACAUCCUGAUACUGCUCAAAACUUUGGCUUUGGGGACUCAUUCUCCGCUGGUGCCAAUCCUGAACCUCCGCUUCAGAAUGUGCAACCUCCAUCAAACUCACUAGGCUUUCCUCAAGAGCAGUUUGCUACAUCUCAGAGUGAUAUUGAUAUUCUUGCUGGCAUUCUCCCACAGUCUGGACCACCAGUCUCACUCCCUCAACAAUCAGAUGCCUCAGUACCAACAUCUCAGUUUCAUCCCAAUGGAAACAACAUGCCUGGACAAACUCCAUUUGGGCAAGCUGCUCAACCAUAUAACAUGGUUCCUCAUUCGCAAAACAUGACUGGAGCCAUGCCGUUUCACGGUGGAGGCUUCAUGCACCAGCCAGGCUCAGUCAGUUCACACCCAACAAGCGAAAGCUUCCUUCCACGACCAAUUACACACUCUACCUCCAGCCAGUUCAUGGCACAGCAGGGUCAUGGAAUGCCACCUUCCCACGGUCCACAACGAACCCAAUCCGGGCCUGUUACUCUGCAAGGGAACAACAAUUUCAUGGGAGACAUGUUUUCACAAGGUGGACCAACAAACUCCUUGACGUCAUCUUCAUCUCAGCCAGAUCUCACACCUUUAACAGGAGCGAUUGAGAUUGUUCCUCAGCCUCAGAAAAAGUUUGAGCCUAAAUCAUCAGUCUGGGCAGACACAUUGAGCAGAGGACUCGUUAACUUCAACAUAUCUGGACCCAAAACAAAUCCAUUGGCAGACAUAGGAGUUGACUUCGAGGCGAUCAAUAGACGAGAGAAACGGUUUGAGAAACCGACAAACACACCACCGGCAACAUCGACUAUCAACAUGGGUAGAGCCAUGGGAUCAGGCACUGGCUUAGGGCGUGCUGGUGCAAACGCUAUGAGACCUCCACCAAAUCCUAUGCAAGCCUCAGGCAUGCCCAUGGGAGGAAUCAAUGUUGGUGGCUAUGGAGGUAUGAGCCAAAACCAACCCAUGGGUAUGGGAAUGAGACCGGGCAUGAACAUGAACAUGAAUAUGGGAGGAUACGCCCAAGGCCAAGGCUAUCCGAUGCAACAACCGCAAAACCCUGGUCCAAACAUGCCUCCAGGCAACAACUAUAAUCCGAUGAUGGGUCAAGGCGGUUACAACCCUCAACAACAAUCAUAUGGUGGUGGAUACCGGUAA
Molecule: messenger RNA, 2646 nt
Organism: Microthlaspi erraticum
Lineage: Eukaryota; Viridiplantae; Streptophyta; Magnoliopsida; Brassicales; Brassicaceae
Source: the annotation of a GenBank genome assembly